AUGCCAAUUCACCUCCUGCCAGCUGUUUCUCCUCCUAAGACUGUAUUGAAACAAGUAGAGAAGAUUGCUGCUAACUUUUUCUGGGGAAUGGAUAAUAACAAAAGAAAGUACCACUGGGCUUCAUGGCACAAAUUAUGCUACCCUCUAGAGGAAGGUGGCUUGGGAUUCAGGAAAAUGGAAGACAUUUGCAAGUCCAUGGAAUACAAGCAAUGGUGGCACUUCAGAACUUCUCAAUCACUUUGGAGCAAUUUCCUAAAAGCCAAGUAUUUUCAAAGAUCUAAUCCUAUCUCUAAAACAUGGCAUACAGGUCAGUCACUGGCCUGGAAAAGGCUAAUGACCAACAAAAGAGAAGUAGAGAAGUAUAUUUACUGGAGGCUUCAUACAGGGAAUUGCAGUUUCUGGUGGGACAAUUGGCUAGGAGUUGGUCCUUUAGCUUACCACAGACAUGAAGGAGGCAGGCCAGGAAAUGUUACAGUUUCCCACUUCUGGGACAAUGGCCAGUGGAGUAUCUAA
Nicotiana attenuata is the source of this 513-nucleotide messenger RNA. RefSeq lists its product as uncharacterized. The transcript has a single exon. Lineage: Eukaryota; Viridiplantae; Streptophyta; Magnoliopsida; Solanales; Solanaceae. Bases 1 to 513 code for a protein of 170 amino acids. The record is from RefSeq and is a predicted model, not a curated record.